CUGAAAGUCUCAUAAUAAUAAUAAUCAUGGCAAUCUUAUCUUCAUGCUCUCCCCUAGCCCUCACCACCGUCCAUUCUUCCUCAACUUCUUCAGCUCCGAGACUACUCCUCCAUUCUUCUCCAACGUCAACGCCCUUAACUCACUUCCCAACCUCCAAACCCCUCACCGCCGUUACCCUCCUCCACACGCCGUUAACUACUUGUGCUGGUUCUGAUCCGCAGAAGUGGAGAGUCAGUGUCUCAUUCUUUUCUUCACUUUUACCAAAAAAAGGAAAAGACGCUACAGAGCUCAAGGAAGAGCUUCUCGAGGCCAUUGCUCCUCUUGAUCGUGGCGCUGAGGCCACCCCAGAAGACCAGGAGAGAAUUGAUCAGAUUGCCCGCAAACUUGAAGCAGCUAAUCCAACAAAGGAACCACUUAAAUCUGAUUUAUUAAACGGAAAAUGGGAGCUCAUAUACACUACAUCAGCAUCGAUUUUGCAAACCGGGAGACCUAAAUUUUUAAGAUCAGUUACAAACUACCAAGCUAUCAAUGUGGACACACUUAGGGCGCAAAAUAUGGAGUCCAGGCCUUUCUUUAAUCAGGUAACAGCAGAUUUAACACCUUUGAACUCAAGAAAGGUGGCGGUAAAGUUUGAUUAUUUCAAAAUUGCAGGUCUGAUUCCAGUAAAGGCACCUGAUAGAGCCCGUGGAGAAUUAGAAAUCACAUACUUGGAUGAAGAGUUACGUGUGUCUAGAGGUGAUAAGGGAAACUUGUUCAUCUUGAAAAUGAUUGAUCGGUCUUACCGGGUUCCUGUCUGAAUGGCUCAACUUGCUGUCUUUCACAUUGCCUCCUAUCAAAUGCCUUGACAGCUUUGACAAAUGAACUUGAAUUCUGAAACUUGACGUUUUCCCAGAAGAAUCUCCAACCAACUUGUAUGUCUCUUCACAUAUAUCCAAUAUACAAUGCUAGAUACUUGGAAGCCGGAAACUUUUCAUCUAGUGGCUCAGCUACCAUUAUCAACUGCCCUAUACUUGCAUUUGCACACAAACCAUCAAGACAAACAGUAAUAGUGGACUUGCUUUGUGGAGUACUUGUAAUGUUAAUGUAAUGUAUAUUAGACUUAUUUUUAUUCUUCCUUUUGAAACAGCUUCAAAAGCUGACAUGUACAUAAAGUGGAAUAAGUGACAUUGUGGAAUGCUUGGGGAUUUGGUUGUAGUAUCUCAAGUACUAGAGUUGAGCUCAUGCUUGUACAAGAAAUAGUUGACAGAUCCCUUAUCACAUGUUCCAUUAAUAAAGAAAUUCGAAAUUUCUUUUGUAAAA
This is a messenger RNA of Humulus lupulus (European hop), 1299 nucleotides long. RefSeq names its product probable plastid-lipid-associated protein 4, chloroplastic. The coding region runs from base 27 to 797 and encodes 256 amino acids. NCBI's taxonomy places the organism in Eukaryota, Viridiplantae, Streptophyta, Magnoliopsida, Rosales, Cannabaceae. The transcript has 6 exons. The record is from RefSeq and is a predicted model, not a curated record.